This is a messenger RNA of Mesorhabditis spiculigera, 264 nucleotides long. The record is from the annotation of a GenBank genome assembly. NCBI's taxonomy places the organism in Eukaryota, Metazoa, Nematoda, Chromadorea, Rhabditida, Rhabditidae.
AUGCGGGCGAUCUUGAAUUGCUUCCUGUUUUCCGUCAUGCUGGGUACCGUAGUCUCGGUGCUAUUUUGCAAGAUGGACAGUGAUUGCGGGAGAUGGGAGGACUACUGCCAUAGCGGACAGUGUACAGCCAAGGUAGUCCGUUGGCCGGGAGAGAAAUGCGAAAAGGCGCCGUGGGAAAUUUGUGAUAAGUCGAUCUGCUGCUUUGCAACAAAGAACACUCGACAAAAGCACUGCACCGAAAAGAAACGCUGCCAUCACAUUCCA